This is a messenger RNA of Scylla paramamosain (green mud crab), 1104 nucleotides long. RefSeq lists its product as uncharacterized. NCBI's taxonomy places the organism in Eukaryota, Metazoa, Arthropoda, Malacostraca, Decapoda, Portunidae. The coding region runs from base 42 to 884 and encodes 280 amino acids. The transcript is spliced from 2 exons. The record is from RefSeq and is a predicted model, not a curated record.
GUUGGGGGCUACUUGAUCAGCUAUAUAUUGUGGGCCGGACGAUGGGGAAGCAGCAGGAAGCAACAGCUCAGUUCCUCGGCAACAUGAAGUUCCUGGUGAUCUUGGCAGUUGUCGUGAGCUGCAAAGCUCAGCUCAUCCUUCCCCUCAUAGGGCCGAUGCAGCAGCGCCUAGAGACCCCUACAGGGCCCAAGGCAUUCAUGUUCACUGACUGGAACCAGAAUCGUCAGGAGAUGUGGAUGGGUGAUGGCAACGUAGUCGGACAGUAUUCCUAUAUCGAUGCCAAUGGAAAGCCCGUGGUGACUUACUACUCUGCUGGCAGGCAUGGCUUUAAGGUUAGCAGCAACAAUCUCCCAGAAGCACCUGCGGCACCGGCUCUGAGCCCCAACUUCAAGGCUCCUGAGCCCGUGCAAGACACUCCUGAGGUGGCACAAGCCAAACAAGCGAUGGCAGACUUGCACAAGACAGCCUCCAGCCGCACUAAGCGCCAGGCAAUGGUCCAUCCCGGGAUGUAUUCAUUUAACACCCAUGCCAUCCCUUACGCUUCCUACAACCCAUUCUACAGCUCAUUCAUGAACCCCAUGUCCAUCAUGCCAGCCACCUCCUGGAUCACGAAUCAACCAGCCAUCGAAGCUAUGAAGAAAUCCCGCAAACGACGUGAAGCCGACCCCUGGAUGCCCACCAUGUACUCCAUGACUCCCGCCGUGGUGCGCACCAAGCAGCUUACGCCCGUGGAGGGAAACACACCUGCCGACACUACCAAACUCAAGAUGACCUCCGUCGAGCACCAGGUGCCCAUGGUCGCUACGCCUGCCAUGGGCUGGCCGAGCGCCAGACCCAUCACUUACAGCCUCAUGAAUCCAGCCAUCCUGCCCAUCAGGAUCUAAGACCUGGAAUCCCUUACAUGUUUCAGGCACUGGACGGUUCCGAAAAAAAAAAAAAUAAAUCUUUUCUUUCUCUUUCUCUUUCUUACUAGCAAAACAAUUUUCAGCCACUUGUUCGAGGCGUUUCCGCUAGGCCUCCUGGAGCAUUCCGGCGGGCUUUGCUGCUACGUUUUUUUAAACAUUACUUCUGCAUUAGAAAAGACAAUAAAAAUGACUACAUUAA